AUGGCUGGAGGAUUCACCGGACUCAUGCGCGUACAGCGCAGGAAAGGGUCUCGCACCGAGCACCUCUUGCCCGUCAACCCAUCAUCCUCUCCACCUUCCUCCUCUCUGCCAGGACGCUCACCAUCGCCUCCAUCUCCACCGCCACCUCGCCUGAUGCCACCGCCUGCGUUGCCAUCCCCUGAACCCCGCUCUCCGGCUCCUCACGCCUCAGGAAGCUCCCGACAUGCGCGUGCUCAUGAGGGCACAAGAUCUCGCAACGACGGAACUCAAUCGGCUGAAGAAGACAACGCUGCAGAGCGUCGGCCCAGGAAGAAGUCAAAGUCGGUGGGGAAGCCCGUGGUUCAGUUUGACGCACAUGUUGUGCGUCUUUACGAGCACCUGGUACUCGGCUCAACGAAACCACAACGCAUCGCCGAUGGUACAGAGUUUAUGUACAACAUCGUGCGGCUAUUCCCGCGCGAGAUUGGCUGCUUUGUAGGGUACUACCAGGUGCUCACUGACGGCCUCGCGAAGGACGGCACGUAUUCGCCCGACGACCCGGAGCAACAAUCACCUCUCGUCUGGAGCCGGUACUGGGAAGGCAUCUGCUACUUCGAUCUCAUCAAGUCCGAGUUCCCAGGCCUCGAGUUCCAUAUGCCUUACCUACGUCGCCACCCGGAGCUUGUCAACAACAUGGCUAAAUGGAUGAAGGCUACUGCCGGCAAGGCCCGGAGCGACGACGCCAAUCGGCUCAAGGACAACAUCCGCGCGAUCUUGGGUCUGUCCGAGGAAGUCGAGGACAAGGCCCAGCGUGGGUUCAGCACUCCGGAAACGGGCAGGCUUCUCUGCCCUGUCACAAUGCUCGACCGCUUUGACAAAGACCCAUACAAGUUCUGUCGGGACGUCCGUGACGGCGUCAAGACCGGUCCUGUCGUCGGAAGCGGGGAUUACCCCGUGCUCUUUUACGAUAUGGACCUCUAUGUUGCCGGGAAGUCAAAGCCUGGCCUCUUCAAGAGCCAGGCUCUCCUGAAUUCUGCCAGGCUUGUCUUUCAAGGUCCGACGGUGGCGAAGAGCUCUGGUAAGAAGAGCAAGAAGAAGGGUAAGGUGGCGCUCGCAACCAAGAACAAUAUCUGCAAGAUCAGCACUUUUGUGAUUAUCUAUAUCGCAGUCCUUACUCGCUUCGCUAUCAAUGCUCGGACACAGUGGGACAACGACGACGGUGACUUCAUCGGGCAGGAAUUCAACACGCUCGUCAUGACAGCGUUCCUGGAAGAUGAUGAUUGGCACGACGAGCUUGUUGAAUGGUGGAGCCAGGAGCUGUUUGGCAACAAGGACAGCCGCACCAGCCGCCGCGCUACUAACGGACCAUCCGCGCACGACCGCUUGAUGCUCGAGAUCGCUCAAGAGAAGGCCGAAAAGGCCGCUGCAGCCGCCACUGCUGCCGCCUCCGCCGCUCGUACACCGCCGCGCUGCUCGCCCACAUAG
Messenger RNA from Trametes versicolor FP-101664 SS1, 1464 nucleotides. RefSeq lists its product as uncharacterized. Lineage: Eukaryota; Fungi; Basidiomycota; Agaricomycetes; Polyporales; Polyporaceae. The transcript has 8 exons. The coding region runs from base 1 to 1464 and encodes 487 amino acids. The record is from RefSeq and is a predicted model, not a curated record.